Danaus chrysippus (African queen) is the source of this 516-nucleotide messenger RNA. NCBI's taxonomy places the organism in Eukaryota, Metazoa, Arthropoda, Insecta, Lepidoptera, Nymphalidae. The record is from the annotation of a GenBank genome assembly.
AUGUCUGUCAGGUCUGAAGGCCGGUACUGCUACACGAGGGAGGCGGACGGCUUUCAACAGUACGAGUACCCGGCUGUUGAUACAACCGACAUGGAUAUAUGUACCACGCCACCACACGAACCCAAGGAGGACAGUUGGCGCGCCACCCCUCCCCCGCCCGGCACUGAUGACGCCGAACAAACAAUCAAAGAUACGACAUCAAAGAAGGAGAUCGGAGAUGAGCUACAGUCCUUCUACAACGACAUCGCUGAAAUAGAGAAGAGUUCAGGCACUGAGCCGAAUUCACCCGAACAUCCGCUACCUCCGCCCCCGCCUGAGAUAAGUGAUGCUGUGAGAGAGAUGAGGGAGAUGAAGGAGAUGAGGGAGAUGAGAGAGAUGAGCAGGGAGAAGGACGUGCGCCUCAACAAGAAGAAGUCCAAGGUGAAACUGUCAACAUCUAUCGGUAUGAAACACAAGUCAGUAUCUAACUUGGUCGCCAAGUGGCAACAAGUGGCUGAAGAAAUAAACUCAGACUGA